Molecule: messenger RNA, 2112 nt
Organism: Lactuca saligna
Lineage: Eukaryota; Viridiplantae; Streptophyta; Magnoliopsida; Asterales; Asteraceae
Source: the annotation of a GenBank genome assembly
AUGCAAGGUCAAAGGAGUAUCUUUGACCCUUUCCCAGAAGCUGUUGACCUUAACCAAGGGUCCAAUUCCAGCAAUAAUGCUAGUAUGGAUGAAUCAGAUGACUGGAACAACAUGUUAUCUCCAAUGGAAAGACGAUUAUUAAACAAUGAUCUUUCCAGUGAGCUUAAUUUCAGUUAUGUGAAUAAUACAAAUCUUCAUCAUAACUUUAGAAGUUUUAGCAACUGGGAUGUUGGAGAAUCAAGCUCUAGAGCAACUUUACAAGAUCAUGUUUCUAACAAUGAAACAAGAUCACAAGAACAUCAACAUCAUCGUGGUCAUGUUGAUUCAUCAUCAUCAUCAUCAUCAUCAUCAUUAGCAUCCAAUCAUAUUCCAAUGAACGUAAAUUUAAGCAUAGGGUAUGGAGGUUCCAACACUGAUGAUGAUGGUAUGGGAUUUAUGGAUGUUUACAAGUCUGGUAAAAGAAAAGCCCUAGAAGGUACUACAUCCGGGCAGCCCGGGCAGUCCGGGCAGCCUUCAAGUUUGAAUAUAUCUUCAACUCAAGUCAACCCCUUGGUUAUGAAUAUGAACCGAAAUGAAUCCCCAAACACAAGAAUUUCAAGUGUUGAAGAAAGCCCACAAACACAUUUUGGCAUGCGGGGGUCUGUACCUUAUAAUUUAUCUUCCGGAAACGCCCCUAGGUGUCCAAACAGACAAAUCUUGAUUAAUGAGUUUUUGGAUCAAACAUCCAGAAACAAUCUUUCAAAUCAGCAACCCCCUUUAAUGCUUCCAAGAAACAACACAAGUCAUUUUCCUUUUGGUAUUAAUAUAGGAUCAAGAAAUGGGAGUUUGGGAAAUUACCCUUUGGAAAGAGGGACAGAAUUAAACUUCAGAAGUUUGAUAAGAAACAAUAAUGUCCAGUAUCAUAAUUUUGUUCCAUCUUCUGAGAAUAGGAAUAUUGUUCAAGAUCCUACUAAUUGGAGCUUAGCUACAGGAAGUGGGAGUGGGGCCCCAUCCAGCUCCAGAAACACCACUGUUUGGACACAGCAUAAUAACCCCACAAUGCAAAGUCAACAAAGAUUGUCUGACUUUUCUCCAUGGACUCUUUUUCCAUCUGGUGAGUCUCAGUCUGGAGGGCAAAGAGGUCAUUUUGCUACAUUUCCUGCAGGGUCUUCUUCUUCUUCUUCUUCUUCUACAUCAGAGGAUGCUCAUGCUCAUAUCUCAUCUGGAGCUCCUAGUCAAAGACAUCAUCAUGGUCAACCUUUUUCUAGGUCUCCAAUGGAGGUAUCUGGUGAUGAUUGGCGUGCUUUAGCUGCUGAUAUUGAAGGAAGACAAAGACUGGUAUCUGAGAUAAGGCAAGUGUUACAUGCAAUGCGAAGGGGAGAAAAUUUACGUGCUGAGGAUUACAUGCUCUUUGAUCCAUUUAUCAAUGGGGUAGCCGAGUUGCAUGAUAGGCAUCGUGAUAUGAGGCUAGAUGUUGAUAAUAUGUCUUAUGAGGAACUGUUGGCAUUGGAAGAACGCAUAGGAAAUGUGAACACAGGGCUAAGAGAGGAAGUUAUUUUAAAGUCAAUGAAACAAAGAAAACACAUUGCUUUUAUGCCAAUUUCUAAUCAAAAUUUAGAGCCAUGUUGCAUAUGUCAGGAAGAGUACGACACCGGGGACAAUAUCGGAAAUUUGGAUUGUGGACAUGAUUUCCACACAGAUUGCAUCAAACAAUGGCUGUCUCAGAAAAAUAUUUGCCCAAUUUGCAAGAUGACUGGUCUAGCUCCUUGAAAGUGGGCCCCACCCCAAAUCUUGAGUGGCAUUAAAGAAGAAGAAAAACAAAAACAAAACUUCUAAUUUCUAAAUCCAUCAAAAAAGAUGUUACAUUUGAUUUUUCAUCCAUCAUGGUUUGGCUGUUAGACAUUGUGUUGUAGCCUUCUUUUUUGUUGCUUUCAAAAAGGAGGCAAAAAAGGCUCAUAAACAGAUUUGGUGUGUCCAUUGAAGAUUCAAAAGUAUUUAUGGAAAAUUACCCUUUGGUCCUUGGAUGUUUAUCAAGUAUUUCCAUUUACAAUUUUAUAUAAUUUCAUCACAAUACAACUAUAUUUGAAUUGUUUUAGUUAGUUUGGUGGAUAGUAGUCGUGGGUAAACUAGUCA